GAGUGCCACCAGCGGUACCGGAGCCUGCGGUUGCGCCCGAGGCGCUGCCCCCGCUGCCACCCCUCACGAUGGGCCCGGGUCCCCGGCUGCUGCUACCUCUGGUGCUUUGCGUGGGGCUCAGCGCUCUCGUACCUCCUGCGGGAGCGUCAGGCGUCCGCAAGCGAGGCCCCUCGGUGACGGCCAAGGUCUUCUUUGAUGUGAGGAUUGGAGAUAAAGAUGUUGGCAGAAUUGUGAUUGGCCUCUUUGGAAAAGUUGUGCCCAAGACUGUGGAAAAUUUUAUCGCUCUGGCAACAGGAGAGAAAGGAUAUGGAUAUAGAGGAAGCAAAUUUCAUCGCGUCAUCAAAGAUUUCAUGAUUCAAGGAGGAGACUUCACCAGUGGAGAUGGCACUGGCGGUAUAAGCAUUUAUGGUGAGACAUUUCCAGAUGAGAACUUCAAACUGAAGCAUUAUGGCAUUGGGUGGGUCAGUAUGGCCAAUGCUGGGCCUGACACCAAUGGCUCUCAGUUCUUUAUCACCUUGACCAAGCCCACCUGGUUGGAUGGCAAACAUGUGGUAUUUGGAAAAGUCAUUGAUGGAAUGACAGUGGUCCACUCCAUAGAACUGCAGGCAACUGAUGGGCAUGACCGUCCACUCACCAACUGCUCCAUCAUCAACAGUGGCAAGAUAGAUGUGAAAACGCCCUUCGUGGUAGAGGUCGCUGACUGGUGAUACAAUUGGCAGAAAACAAAGAAGAACACACUCUGCCAGGGAGGCUGUGAAGGACUUUCUUCCUGAAGCACACCGGGCCUUUAAAGUGCUAUUAAAACUACGGUCACCAUCUGUCCUAGGUGGUAAAUAUUAUGUCCUGUCAUUUGGAUAGAUAUCUCAGUUUGAAAACCUGAACCUUUUUCUUCCAACCUGGACACAAAACACAGGUCUCCUGCCUGUGCCUCUUCUGGACACCAAGACCUACACUGGGACAGACUGUCUUGAGGAGAGGAGUAAGAACUGGUCAGCCUGGAGCAGAGAAAGUCAAGACUUGAUUUAUCCCUGCUGUCCUGGAAGUACACCUCUCUUAUAAAGACCUAAGGACUUCUGAAUUGCCUCCAAGCCUGUACAAGCUGCUCUCUCUGCCUACUGAGCCCCCGCCACCCUAUCUGUUCCCUGCCAUUCUUCAGGACUCAGUACCUGGGAUCCCUCCCUCGACGAGCCUUCACUGGAAACUUCCUCAUACCGUGUUCUAACUGCUUGCUUCCUGGGUGUCUCCUGUCUCCUCCUUGGACUGGAAUUUGCUCUCGGCCAAGGAUUAGAUCAUACUCAUCUCCCCCUGAGACAGUGUUUCACACAUAACUGAUGCUCAAUAAGUAUGUUCAGAAUCGGUAACCAAAAAUAACCCACCUACAAUUAUACUAUGAGGUAUUUAAACUCUCUCAGGACUAGAAAUAUUGUUAAACAUUGGCAUUUGUCUUUUGACUCUUUCUACCCUUUUUCAAAGACUGUUACCUUUUUCAAAAAAAAUAAACUUUUCCUCUUUAUUUUCUGAGUUGAGGUUAGAAGGGCAUGAUAGAAGUAGACUGGCAAAAAUGAUGUGGGUGUCAAACAGUAGAAGAAAAGCCCCAAGUGGUGGUGAGCCUUCAGUGGCAGUGUCCGUGGUGAGUGGCAGCUGGCUUGGGUGACACACCUUGGUCAUGAGCGUGCCAAGCUGCUGGCAGUCGGUGAGGCCCAGCCCUGAGCUGAGCAGUGUGGAUUUGACCUGAGAAGUGAUGAGAAACCACUCUCUCUCGAGUCUUAAGUACUGCGGAAGUCAUGGUAUCCACCUUGGAAACCUUUACACUUGAAUCCUCAUUUGUUGGGCAAUUUAUGUGGUUCAGUGAGAAAACUGCACAGUCACAUGGCUCCACCACGUGUAAACCCAGUUAGGUAAUAACAUGAUGCCCUUUGUGGUCAAAGUCACAGGUUUGCUCUCUGUGCUUGGCUUUGUUCCUGGCUACGGAGCGUAUUCCUGACUCUCGUGAGCAAGGCACGAAGUUAGAAAUAGUUCAGCAGCAUAAAUCUAUCACCACAAUGAGAAAAAUCUAGCUUAGCUUCCUUCUGCUGGUCAGUCAGUGUUGCACCUAGUCUGCUUCUAUGCAGCUGCAGGCACUGGGAGCUCUUUGGAGGAUUUUUUUUUAAUUCAUGUUUUUAAAAAUUUCAUGCCUGGUAACGAAAUAUAAAUUUCAUGCCUGGUAAAGAAACAUAAAUGGGUAUAAACAAAUAAAAUAAAUCAUUAUUUGUCAAUUAUAUCUCAAUAAA
Molecule: messenger RNA, 2270 nt
Organism: Globicephala melas (long-finned pilot whale)
Lineage: Eukaryota; Metazoa; Chordata; Mammalia; Artiodactyla; Delphinidae
Gene: PPIC
Product: peptidylprolyl isomerase C
Biological process (GO): protein folding; protein peptidyl-prolyl isomerization
Molecular function (GO): peptidyl-prolyl cis-trans isomerase activity
Source: RefSeq, a predicted model, not a curated record